This is a messenger RNA of Ostrinia nubilalis (European corn borer), 1045 nucleotides long. RefSeq names its product 15-hydroxyprostaglandin dehydrogenase [NAD(+)]-like. The record is from RefSeq and is a predicted model, not a curated record. NCBI's taxonomy places the organism in Eukaryota, Metazoa, Arthropoda, Insecta, Lepidoptera, Crambidae. Gene Ontology annotation, cellular component: cytoplasm. Gene Ontology annotation, molecular function: oxidoreductase activity, acting on the CH-OH group of donors, NAD or NADP as acceptor. The transcript has a single exon. Bases 185 to 928 code for a protein of 247 amino acids.
CAAUUCACGUAAUUUUUUUUAUGUUCAUUGUUUCAAUGUAAAUUUUAUAUAUUUCACUGUAUUUGUACUGAAUACAAUUUCGACAUUUAAAAGUACAAGUAUUGUACUAGUCGUACGUUAGUCACUAUAACGAUAACACUUGUUAGUCUUAAAGUAAAAAUCAUAAGCAUUCUUUAAAAAAACAAUGGAUAGAGAUUUGGAAGGGAAGACAGCCAUCAUUACAGGAGGAGCUAAAGGCAUUGGGUUCGCUAUUGCUGAUACAUUUCUUCAAAAUAAAGUGAAAGUGGUUAUUCUUCUUGAUUUGGAUGAAAAAUCAGGACUACUGGCGGUAAACGACCUUGAAACAAAAUAUGGUCAAGGCAAAGCGGCGUUUAUUAAAUGUAAUGUAAUGACCGAUUUGGAAACCGUUUCUGAAGAAAUAAUCAAUAAAUAUAAAACCAUUGAUGUCCUGGUCAACAAUGCUGGCUGGCAAAGGGAAGAUUCUAUAAGAGAGACUUUAGCCCUGAACUUAAUUGCUUUGGUUGAGUGGACAAUGAAAUUCCUUCAACACAUGAGGAAAGACGCUGGUGGUCCUGGGGGCACAAUCAUUAACAUAUCCUCAGGUUUGGGCUUAGUGAGCUUGCCAUACUUACCUUUCUACACAGCUUCUAAACAUGCGGUGAACGGAUUUUCUAAAACCGUUGGGCAUUCACUUAAUUUUAAAGCGCAUGGAGUAAGAGUGAUUACUCUGUGUCCUGGAGUAACGCGAACGAAUCUUAGCAAUUUUGGGGAGCUACAGGGGGAGUAUAAAGAGUUCAUGGCGGGAGCGGUUUGGCAGGACCCUGAUGCAGUGGGUGAGGCUGCCGCGGCCAUUUUCCGAGGAGCUGAUAGUGGAACGGUUUGGGUGGUCGAUGGUGGCAAGCCCGUCAGGCCAGUGCCAUCUUUGUAAGCGGAUUUACUAUAAUUUUAGUAAGUUCUCAAGCAUUAAAUCAGGGUCAAAUUUUGAAUGUAGAAAAUAUAAAUAGAGCUUGAUAUUAUUUGUGAAAAAUAAAAUAUAAAACGUUAA